This is a messenger RNA of Urocitellus parryii (Arctic ground squirrel), 2768 nucleotides long. RefSeq names its product neural cell adhesion molecule 2 (gene Ncam2). NCBI's taxonomy places the organism in Eukaryota, Metazoa, Chordata, Mammalia, Rodentia, Sciuridae. The record is from RefSeq and is a predicted model, not a curated record. Gene Ontology annotation, molecular function: protein binding. Gene Ontology annotation, biological process: cell adhesion. Gene Ontology annotation, cellular component: neuron projection; membrane.
CCCUCCCGCCCGGCUCUGCUGCCGCCGCGGCGGCCGCUGCUGCUGCUGCCGCUGCCGCCGCUGCUGCCUGGAUAUAGUGCGGCAAGGAGCGGAGCUUGCAGUCACUUUGCGAGGAGGAGCGCGCGGGCUGCGGGCGGCUGGGGCACCCCGGGAGCAGCGGCGGUCUAGCAGAGGUGGCCGUGGCAGCGGAAGGUUCUCUCUCCAGGGCUGGACUUAAUAACUUUGGAACUGUCCACCAGUGUCACGUCCUGAACAUGAGCCUCCUCCUCUCCUUCUACCUGCUCGGGUUGCUUGUCAGUAGCGGGCAAGCUCUUCUUCAAGUGACAAUUUCACUUAGCAAAGUAGAGCUUAGUGUGGGCGAAUCUAAAUUCUUCACAUGUACAGCAAUUGGUGAACCUGAGAGUAUAGAUUGGUAUAAUCCUCAAGGAGAGAAGAUAAUUUCAACCCAGAGGGUAGUGGUGCAGAAAGAAGGCGUUAGGUCAAGAUUAACCAUCUACAACGCUAACAUAGAAGAUGCAGGGAUAUAUCGCUGUCAAGCAGCAGAUGCCAAAGGACAGACACAGGAAGCUACGGUAGUUUUGGAAAUUUACCAAAAACUCACUUUCAGAGAAGUGGUUUCWCCUCAAGAAUUCAAACAAGGAGAAGAUGCAGAGGUCAUUUGCCGUGUUAGCAGUUCACCUGCACCUGCCAUCACCUGGUUGUAUCAUAAUGAGGAAGUCACCGCAAUUUCCGACAGUCGUUUUGCCAUGUUAGCUAACAAUAAUCUGCAGAUUCUCAACAUCAAUAAAAGUGAUGAAGGUAUAUAUAGAUGUGAAGGAAGAGUGGAAGCCAGGGGAGAAAUUGACUUCCGUGAUAUCAUCGUUAUUGUUAAUGUGCCACCAGCAAUCACAAUGCCUCAGAAAUCAUUUAAUGCCACAGCAGAGAGAGGAGAAGAGAUGACAUUGUCCUGCAGGGCUUCAGGCUCUCCAGAACCUACCAUCUCCUGGUCAAGGAAUGGCAAGCUCAUUGAAGAAAGUGAAAAGUACCUUUUGAAAGGAAGCAAUACAGAACUCACUGUCAGGAACAUAAUCAAUAGUGAUGGAGGGCCUUAUGUCUGCAGGGCCACAAAUAAGGCAGGAGAAGAUGAAAAGCAGGCAUUUCUCCAAGUCUUUGUACAGCCUCACAUUAUACAGCUUAAAAAUGAGACUACAUAUGAGAAUGGUCAUGUCACACUCGUCUGUGAAGCAGAAGGGGAGCCUGUCCCAGAGAUUACUUGGAAAAGGGCUGUAGAUGGCAUCACAUUUUCUGAAGGCGAUAAGAGCCCAGACGGCCGCAUUGAAGUCAAAGGGCAACAUGGAAGCUCAUCACUGCAUAUUAAAGAUGUAAAGCUGUCAGAUUCAGGGAGGUACGACUGUGAAGCAGCAAGUAGAAUUGGAGGACAUCAAAAGAGCAUGUACCUUGAUAUUGAAUAUGCUCCUAAGUUUAUAUCAAACCAAACAAUUUAUUACUCUUGGGAAGGAAAUCCAAUCAAUAUAAGUUGUGACGUGAACUCAAAUCCACCAGCAUCAAUCCAUUGGCGGAAAGAGAAGUUAGUCUUACCAGCUAGAAAUACCACUAAUUUAAAGACAUAUAGUGCAGGAAGAAAGAUGAUCUUAGAGAUUGCACCUACAUCAGACAAUGACUUUGGGAGAUAUAACUGCACAGCCACUAACCGUAUAGGAACAAGAUUUCAAGAAUAUAUUCUAGCAUUAGCUGAUGUGCCAUCCAGUCCCUAUGGAGUAAAGAUUAUAGAGCUGUCACAGACCACAGCCAAACUUUCUUUCAGCAAGCCGGACUCCCAUGGAGGUGUGCCUAUUCAUCACUAUCAAGUGGAUGUCAAGGAAGUGGCAUCAGAAACCUGGAAAAUAGUACGCUCCCAUGGAGUUCAAACAAUGGUUGUUUUGAGCAACCUGGAACCAAAUACAACUUAUGAAAUCAGGGUUGCAGCUGUAAAUGGAAAAGGGCAAGGGGACUACAGUAAAAUAGAAAUCUUCCAAACAUUGCCAGUUCGUGAACCAAGUCCUCCAUCCAUACACGGACAGCCAAGCAGUGGGAAGAGUUUUAAACUCAGUAUCACCAAACAGGAUGAUGGAGGGGCCCCUAUUUUGGAAUACAUAGUGAAAUACAGAAGUAAAGAUAAGGAAGACCAGUGGUUAGAGAAGAAAGUGCAGGGAAAUAAAGAUCACAUUAUUUUGGAGCAUCUACAGUGGACAAUGGGAUAUGAAGUUCAAAUUACAGCUGCCAACAGAUUAGGAUAUUCUGAACCGACAGUUUAUGAGUUCAGCAUGCCACCAAAGCCCAACAUUAUUAAAGACACACUUUUUAAUGGUCUUGGACUUGGAGCAGUCAUUGGCCUGGGAGUUGCUGCACUUUUGCUAAUACUUGUGGUAACAGAUGUCAGCUGCUUCUUUAUUCGACAAUGUGGGUUACUGAUGUGCAUCACCAGGAGAAUGUGUGGAAAGAAAAGUGGCUCCAGUGGCAAAAGUAAAGAACUGGAAGAAGGGAAAGCUGCAUAUCUGAAAGAUGGAUCAAAAGAACCAAUAGUGGAGAUGAGAACAGAAGAUGAAAGAAUUACCAAUCAUGAAGAUGGGAGCCCAGUAAAUGAGCCAAAUGAAACCACACCACUAACAGAACCUGAAAAAUUACCAUUAAAAGAAGAAAAUGGGAAAGAAGUCCUAAAUCCAGAAGCUAUAGAAAUCAAAGUUUCUAAUGACAUCAUCCAAUCAAAAGAAGAUGACAGCAAAGCAUAA